This is a messenger RNA of Torulaspora delbrueckii, 2067 nucleotides long. RefSeq names its product Fus2p (gene FUS2). NCBI's taxonomy places the organism in Eukaryota, Fungi, Ascomycota, Saccharomycetes, Saccharomycetales, Saccharomycetaceae. The coding region runs from base 1 to 2067 and encodes 688 amino acids. The transcript has a single exon. The record is from RefSeq and is a predicted model, not a curated record. Gene Ontology annotation, molecular function: guanyl-nucleotide exchange factor activity.
AUGUUCAAGAGUUCAUACUUCCUAGAGGAAAUGGGCUUCCAGGCCUCGACUUCCCUUACACCGAUCAGAGAUUAUGAUAAUGAUUAUUUCCACAGAGACGAUGACAAACUACCCAUGACGAAUAGAUUUCUCUACGGUAAGCCUAAAACCUAUGGAGAGAGUGCAAGGACAUCAAUAAAGUCCUGUAAGAGGCCAGCAAGUCUAGUUCUUUGUGAGCAGACUGAAACUUCAAAUAAAAAGCAGUACUCGCCCUUAAACUUAAGGAAUUUUACAGAUGUGAUAAAUUUAAAUCAAGAUAAUGAACAUAGUCCGAAAGAGCCUGCUCAGGAAUUUUUUAGCAUUGUGAGACAUCUGUUUGAGUCCGAGACCGCGUAUGUUGAAACUAUGGAAACUUCAAUUGAUGUAUACAGAAGAACGUUAAACGAAAACAGGUCUUUUAGAAAUAGGUUAAUUCAGCAGGACUCUCAUGAUGAGGUGCUUCUCUUUGGGAACAUUGAGACUAUAUCAUCGAUUAGCAGACUAUUUCUGUCUGUUAUAGAAAACAGCCUCACUUCUGGCAAUCCACUUAGGACGGUAGACGACAAAUUCUGGGAUGAGCUGAACAGUAUUUCGGCCUUGCAGGAUCGCCUGCUACAGCAGUUUGAUAUCGGCAAAGCUUUCAAUCUGCAUUUCCUUCGGAUAAAGUCAACGUAUCUGUCAUAUUCGGUAACCCAUGGUAAACAAAAGGAGCUUCUUGAGCUUUUACGGGCAGGCAAUCCACAGCUUUUUCAGAAAUGGUAUGAUUGUUGUAUGAAAUCUGCAAAUACAAUGAGACUAGAAGCUAUUUUUGAGAGACCAAUUAAACGACUAAAGGAAUGGACCGAGAUACUGGUUCAACUGCUUGCAUCAUCACAGAAUCUUUUGAGUGAGCAUUACUGUACUAAUGUUUCUAACGCACUCAACCAGUAUGAAUCUUUCAUCAGAGACGUCACCAAUGAAACUAAAGAAUUUGAUAACAAUGCGAUGUAUGAUUUUAGCCUUACCCCCAGUGAGAUAAUACAGAGUUAUGGACCUGAGUCGAAGUUUGAGAGGAAAACUCUCAAGAGUACAGUGAAAUCUGCACCUCGCAGCUCACUGCAAGAACUCGAUAGUGUUUUAUUGUGUGUUAAAACUCCGAAAAGAGAGAGUCGAAACACUACUAGCAGAUCUAACUCGAUUUUCUCAGGCUCAUCAAGUCGUUAUUCAGGUGAUUCCACCAUCGUACCACUCUCAGAGGCUAAUUUGAUUCUGUCAAGCUCGGAAUCUCAUCUGCGAGCCGAAACUGCGGUUGAUCUUACCCUUGCAGAUCAUGUAACGAAACUCAAAAGGGCCCAUCGGGGCUUGCUAGCAUUCAAAAACGUUAUUGGCAAGGAGGAUAUGCUCUCCAUUUUGGAUAUCAAUUUAAAGCAUGCUAAGUUGUGGGAGGCGGUAAUCGACCGUCGAGCUGACUUAAACCCCAUAGUUUCCUCAGAUGAAGGAUCUAAAUCUCGGAUUUCUAUGUACAGCUCACACAUUGAAAGAUUACAGAAGCAGCGGGAAGAAGCUAUUAUUAUGAAAGUCGACGAAAUGGAGAGAUCGGUCAAAGGUCCACUUUCUAUGAUUAUCUGUCAUUGUGAGUGCGUAAGAUCUCAUUUGAGAGAUCUGAAUGCGCUCAAGAAGGAUUAUCUGUCCUAUCUACGGGAGAGAAAGUCAUCUGCGCACGAUGUUAAGAGGGAUAUUCUGGGAAAGCACUUUGAACAAAUGCAGGCCAAGAUGCUUCAUGAGCUGCCGAAAUUUAUUGAGCUGGCUCAUAAGAUUAUUGAAGCUAUAAUAUUGAAUUAUCACAGAAAGAUGCUGAGAUAUCUGGAAAUAUCGGCCGGGGGAGAGAAGUCUCUGAUAGAUGACCUCGAGUUGCUUGGGGGUUUAAAGAGGGACGUUGGCAAGAAUCUCGAUAUCUUAGAAAACUACUCAGCUUCCCGGUAUCGUAUCAAAAGAAUGGUGAGAGAUGACUGGCAAUUUGCUCAAGAUCAAACGGCAAGCAGAGUCCUUCGCAAACUCUUUGAGCUUUAA